This is a messenger RNA of Notechis scutatus (mainland tiger snake), 1425 nucleotides long. NCBI's taxonomy places the organism in Eukaryota, Metazoa, Chordata, Lepidosauria, Squamata, Elapidae. The record is from RefSeq and is a predicted model, not a curated record.
UAUAUUUUUUUAAAAAGCCUUUCUUUGGAUCUCGUUUUUAGGUUCCAGAGGGAGGAUUACACCGUCGAGGUCCGCCUCAACGACUAUUUGGACAUCAUCUGUCCGCACUACGAGGAUAACAGCGUCCCCGCCCACGCGAUGGAGCGCUACACCUUGUACCUGGUGGAACGGGAGGAAUACGACACCUGCAAACCCCGGUCUAAGGAGCAAGUUCGUUGGCAGUGCAACCGGCCGGAUGCCCUUCAUGGCCCCGAGCGGCUCUCCGAAAAAUUCCAACGUUUCACACCGUUCACCCUCGGCAAAGAAUUUCGGGAGGGCCAUGAAUAUUAUUAUAUCUCAAAACCGAUUCACCGGCACCGAGAUUCCUGUCUUAAAUUGAGGGUGAAGGUGAUUGGGAAGAAAACUCUGAUACCACCUGGCCACAUCCCGACGCAGAAGGGGACCCUUCAAUCAGAUGAUCCGGACACCCCGAUGCGUAGCAUGGGGUACAAUUCCGCCCCACGGCUCGGCAGCCCGCUGCCUUUCGUCGGCCUCUUGCUAUUGGUCUUCCUCUCUCGGGGGCCCUGAAGGGAAUCUCACCCCCCCCAAAGGAACCCCCAGAUUGAGCCAGGCAGGGUGGAUCCCAAUGAGGUCCACGUGGCGAGCGAGACGGCAACGUGGGAUCUUCAGGGUUAUCGACCUCGAAACCGCCGGUAGUGCCAGGCGCGAGGAAGCGCAACGCACGACACAGGUGUGGUAAGGACAGCAUGCAAAUCCUCUCUUGUUCUUGAGAGAGAGAUCUCGUUGGACUCCCGGUGCGAGAAAGCAACACGGCGAGCAGAUGGCGUGUCCUCCGCGGGUCGGAGACGUGUCCUCUGCGAGUCAGGAGACACCGCGGAUCCUCCGGAAGUUUGGUGGACGUUGUUGGACAUUUCAAGCAAACUUUGUUGGACUUUUCGAGCAAGAUAUAAGAUACGGGCUGCAUCCUAAACCACCCGCUCCCCUCCUGGACUUACGAGACCAUGUGAAUAAUUUAUCAGACUUAAAAACAGGCAGGACCUGAAUUUGGCGAAGACUUCCGCGCAACUCCGGUGACUUGGAUUUUGUCCUCGCGAUCCAGAUGGGAAAGCUGCAUCCAAAGGAUAUCGAUUCAAGAACUCGGAUCAAUACUAUUUAUUAAAAGGAAAAGAAUGACAACCCCAGCAAUGAUUUUCCAUUUUCAACGAGACUUUUAUAUAUGUGAUGAAUUUAGGACAGCAAAACUUGGGUUUGUUCGCUUCGGGUUUUUGAUCCGAAGGGGUGGAAAAUUCUCUUUUUCAGAUCUGUUUUGAUUUGGGUAAGGGCUACAGAUCUUGUGGAGGAGGAAUCUCACAGGGUCUCUUUCUCCACUAGAGUACAAGAAGCAAUCGGUUAAAAACAGAGGCAUCCCCCAAAAUGCCACAAAAA